UGGCCCCAUUCUCGACCCAGACACUGGCCUUAUUGAGAUCAACAAGAAGAACAGGGCGAGGGGUUUUAUACCGCCACACGAUCCCAACGUUCCUGCCACGGUCCCGAUGAAUCGUAUUCCCGCCCACCUGACCAGUGGAGGGGACUACGACGUCGUUCCACCCAAUGCAACCACUGCUCUGGGAGCACAGGGCACAAAUACCACUGGUCAGAUGGCAGCAAAUGGAGAGGCCGAGAAUGAGUACGACGUCGCCCUGCCACCAACAGCCGCCAAGCCUGGUGCGGACCCGGCCGGUGACACCUACGACACGUUCACGUUCAACACUGAACCGACUGGUGAGGGUCCCGACCCGAGCACGUACGACCACAUCGGCAAGGUCUUGCCGAACGCUGCCGUAGUCACUGCCCCUGCUUCGGCUUCACCUGCGGUGCCCAAACCGGAUGUGUACUCGACGGUCGAUUCAACCAACCUUGCACCGCAGGCCCCAGCACUGGCAACAACUCCUACACAGCCUCCUCCUGACGCGGCCCAGGGCACGGCCGCUGACGACCAACUGCCACCACCAAAUUUGGAGUCCCCGGCUACGGAUUCACCUGCACCUCCCAGAGACGUGUACUCAAUGGUAGAUCCAACAAAGAAAAAGCGCAACAAAUAGAGUGGAGACAUCCCAACGGCAUGCCUUGUAAGGCCACUUCUCACAACCCAGCAGUACUUGUACAUGGUAGGAGGGCAUGCCUUGUAAGGCCACUUCCCACAACCCAGCAGUACUUGUACAUGGUAGGCUAAGUCUGACGCUUUCCUUCCAUCCUUUUUCGACCUCACCUCCUUCCCUUUCUUUCCUCUGUAUUGUCAUCAUCGGUCUUCUUCAGCCGUCAGCAACCACUCCUGCUCUCUCAUUCUGUCUGUCUUUCCCUGUUUCUUUUUUUCUUUCUUCCUGUCCCUCUUCCCGUACCCCAGGGCCUCGGGCAAGCCUAUCUGAAACUAGGCCACAGUUCUUCUGGCUGACGUGCUCAGCUGCACCUGCCAUCACCAUCCCAUUGGCCCGGUUCUCCGUUUGCAUGUUGCCCUAUGUCUAUGACUAUCGGCCCGCAUGCACACACGAGCGCGCACGCACAGAUACAUACAUGCACACGCACACACGCACACACAUACACACACACAUGCUCACAAUGCGUUCCACGCUACGCACGCAUGCACACACACGCGCGCACACGCGCCAUCACAAUGCUUUCCACACUGCGCUUGCUGCAUGCCAUUCUCCCCUUUGUUAAUGUUGUUGUGCAUAUUUGAGCACUGCACUUUCCCAAGUCCCUUUGUCAUGUUCUUCGCCAGGGGCUGCUCGACCCGCACGAAGUUCGACAGACACCUGCAUGCCACUCUCCUACUUUUUGCCACAAAAAAAAUGCAAAAUCCUACAAAAAGGUUUCACUCUGCUCAUGUAUAACACAUCUGUAGUGCAUGUAUGGUCUGCAUGCCCACAUUAAAUACGCUCCAUCAAAAUCAGUCAUAGCUGUCACCCAUCCACUUGCAUGCUUCCCCUGGUCACCAACUGCUAGCAAACACACUGUUACAAUUCCCCAAGAAAAAAGAAAAACAAUAGGACAAGUUAGUGUUGCACGUUGCCGUAUUCUCUCCCUCCGCAUGUGAUUCCGUUUCCUUGUUUUUAUUUCUCUCGUUUUUUCUGUUUUUGGCUUUUCCACUUCCUCUGUACAUGUGGUUACUUCAUCUUACGCAACCACUUGUAGCGGUAACUUAGUAGUGUCCCUUUCCUGGUGGCAAGCAGCCUUUGAGCUAGUUUAGCAACCUGCCAAACAAUGUAUGCCUCCCUUUUCUUUUUUAAAUUACUGUAUGGUAUGGUUUCUUACCGUGUUUUGCGGCCAAUUUUGAGCAGUCCCCAGUUUCGUUUCCUUUUCAGUUCGAGCCGUACUCCAUUUUCUCCCUUUUUUUAGUAGUUCAAGUUGUUUGUGUUACUCGGCACUUUGCCGUUUCUUGCGUGUUCAGGCUAGCUACGGAGCCGUGCAUUGUUUGCAAUCAACGUUAUCUCAUCAGAUCCUCAAAUAUAUCUCUGUGCAGUGCAGGUUUUUGGCCUGACCUUGCGCCAGAUUACAGUAUCUGUGAGGCAUCCACUUUGCGUCACAUUGCCGUUUAUCUCCUAUUUUUUUCACUCCACCAAUGGGCAAUGCCUCGACGGCCGUUUCUUCCGUAUUCUUCCUUUCUCUUCUUGUUUCUCGUUUUGAAAAAAACUCUGAAAAUUUUGGUCCUGCCA
This is a messenger RNA of Sycon ciliatum, 2266 nucleotides long. RefSeq lists its product as uncharacterized. NCBI's taxonomy places the organism in Eukaryota, Metazoa, Porifera, Calcarea, Leucosolenida, Sycettidae. The record is from RefSeq and is a predicted model, not a curated record.